Messenger RNA from Caretta caretta (loggerhead turtle), 2053 nucleotides. Lineage: Eukaryota; Metazoa; Chordata; Testudines; Cheloniidae. The record is from RefSeq and is a predicted model, not a curated record.
GCAGCCGGGGCGGGUCCUUUGACUGCAGUGGCUACACACGCAGGGUCAGGCGGCUGCUGCGGCUGUGUCCUCGCUCAGUUCCUGGGAGCCCGCUCCUGCCCUUCCGCUCCCUGACAGGCGGUGACAUGGCUCCGCGCAGGAACCCCUCCAAAGGCGCCGGCAGCAGCCCCAGCCAGGGGGCCAGGAAAGAGACAAAGCAUGGAGGAAACAAGAAUGGGAAGAAAGAAGGCCUCUCUGGAAGCUCGUUUUUCACCUGGUUUAUGGUAAUAGCACUGCUGGGAGUUUGGACAUCAGUAGCAGUUGUUUGGUUUGAACUUGUAGAUUAUGAAGAAGUUCUAGCCAAAGCAAAGGACUUCCGUUAUAACUUGUCAGAGGUACUUCAAGGCAAGCUUGGGAUAUAUGAUGCUGAUGGAGAUGGAGAUUUUGAUGUGGAAGAUGCCAAAGUUUUGCUAGGAGAGGAGCCAGGAGGGGUAGACAAGAGAAAAGCUAAGGCCAAAGUAAAAGAAGCAAUUAAAGAACCACUCAAGAAAAUAAGAGAGAGAGAAGCAUCCAGGAAGAAGGAAAACAAAGUUGUAGAAAAGAAAAAGAAGGCCAUGGAAGGAAAAGUUGCUGACCGAAAGGUUAAGAAAGUUGUUGAGGUGGCUAAAUUGAAGAAAGAUUCUGACAAGGUUAAAAAAGACAAAGGCAAGGAAAAUGAAAAAUCAGGAAUAGACAAAAAUGUGAAACCCAAUGAAACUAUGAAGAAAUCAGCCACUGAAAAGGAGGUUACCCCUUCUCAAGCAGGGAAAGACACAGUAACUAAAAAGAUAGCUAAAAUCCCUUCCGGAGUUUCUGAAAAUUCAGCAAAGGAAGAUGAGAAGAAAAAACAGAAAUAGGAGUUUGAUGGUGAGAAAAAUUCAGUGUAUUGGUAACAUAAUUUAGUGUAUUAGUAACAAUUUUUCUGAAAGUCAUUAGUGUGAGUGACAGUUAUGCAGACUGCUUAUGUGUGUACUUGCAUUUGUAAACACACAACAAAUAUAUCUGCUGUGGAGCUCAAAUGUGUACAUAAUGUAUUUGAUCACAAGUCCUGUACAUUAAAAAUUGUUGGUAUAGCUUUGAAAUCUGACUUUUUUCUUUUUUACAUAAAAUAUCAAACCAAUCUAACCCUUUAAAUAUAUGUCUCUUGCUUUGUAUUAAAGUUACAUUUUUCUUGUAGAUAUGUGAAGAGUGUAAAAACAUUGUGGAUCAUAUGUAGAAGUUUAUUAAUGUAUUAUUUAGAGGUCAACCUGGACAUUACGCAAGUGUUGAAAAUUCUUGUUGUAAGAAACUAAUUCUCAUUUCAUUAGAAGACAUGCAAACUAGAAAUAGUGUCAAGAAACACAUUUGUCACAGUCUGAUGCUUUUAUUGAGUGCUGUAAUGUUUUUCAAUGGUCCUGUGACCGUUUGCUUUGUGUUGCUAUUACUAUGCUAAAUUACUGUUGUGUUGGCUUCAUCUUUUGUCUGAAACCUUUGUUAGGUCACUAUGGGUGAGAUUUUCAAAAGUAUUCAGCAGCCAAAAUUGGGGGCAGAUUUUCAAAAGUGCUCAGAAGCCAGCAGCUCCCUUCUCAAUGGAAGCUUCUGGGCACUUACUGCUUUUGAAAAUCUAGCCACUUACUGAGAUGUCUAAAUGGGAGUUGUUGCUUGCUGAUCAAAUUUCAGGAAGCUAACAUUGUACCAUUAUUUGUAUUUUGGCUGGACUGGGUUAGAGAACAGACUUGUGUAUUGUAGCCACGCAUAGAAUAGCUUAUUCCUACAAUAAUUCUAAAUGUUCUACUUCUGUACAUUAGCUCACUUUUUGGAUUGGUAUUUUAUUGUUUUAUUUUCAGCAAUGAAGAGUGAGAAGUAUCCAAGAGUCUUAUUAAUUGGGGUAAAUAGGAUGUUACAAACUUUCUUCAGAAAUAGUGUAUUUCAGUAUGUUACAAAAUCUGUACUUAAUUUCUAGUUGGUAUAUGAUAAGAGAUACUUAUUGUACAAAUUCUGAUUUUAUUGUACAAACAAAUAGAAUUGAUUAUAUGCUGAAUCAUUGCACAAUAAA